Caenorhabditis auriculariae is the source of this 2058-nucleotide messenger RNA. NCBI's taxonomy places the organism in Eukaryota, Metazoa, Nematoda, Chromadorea, Rhabditida, Rhabditidae. The record is from the annotation of a GenBank genome assembly.
AUGUCUAUUGCUCCGAUAGCGAGCUGUAGUGGGAUGUCACGUCUUCUAUCUAACGUGCUUUCGCCUCUAACCGCUUCCAGAUGCAAUGCUUCCGGCCGCUGGUGGCCUCAGCCAGAGUUAGUUUUUUUUCGCUCAAUAUUUUUUAUUUGCUUUGAUAUUAAUUUCUCAUCCGUCUGUGCUUCAAAUUUUAUCAAAAAGAUCUUUUUUGCAUUCAUUUUUUUUUCAAAGUGUGAUUAGUAACCGAUAUGAAAAAUAGGUACGUGAGUAAAAAGUCUUCAUCAAAGCAUUAGAAAAGAAAAUAGUUCUAUUUUAUAUCACAAGAUUUUUUUUUUGAUAGUUCGAAGACAUCGAUAAUUUUGAACUUCUAAAGGUCGAAGAUUCUCUCACGUACCUGUUUUCAGAACGAAGAGAAGGUUAUCCACAAAACCUCCAAAUCGGAGAAGCUCCCAAGGCGAAACUAAUCCGAACGCCGUACAGGACUUCCAAAGAGAUGAUGUCAUCGUUACACCAAGAAGUCAAAUCCGUCUCUCGGCAAAAGAAGCGGCCCCUGCCUAUUACACACCAAGAAAGGCGGGAAAUGGAUUUGCUCUAGAAAAGUACAAAGACGGAGAAAUGGUGGCCAACUACACACUUUACGAAGCUGCGAUCAACAAGUGCAAGGUCCCUUGGAACGACUACAACGGCUUGACGAGCCAGGAAAGGACCAUCUACCUGGCUCAUCUGAAGGCGAUCAACGAGAGGAAGCUGAGUUACCUGGACCCGAUGACCGGCUACGUAGUCUUCACCACUUCGCACCAUUUGUACCGCGGCAAGUGCUGUGGCAACGGAUGCCGUCAUUGUCCUUAUCAAAUGGAAAAUGCGACGCCGGAGAUCCGGAAGUCAAAAGUUUGGAAUGGCGCUUACUAUGUUUGAUUUGCUCCCGACAAGGCAUAUAUGGAAAGAGAAUUUUCUCAUUUCAGUUUGUGGACGCUAUCAUUUUCUUAGUCGUGACUGUAUCGCUUAGAAAGUUUCGUAGAGAAUUUCCUUCUAAGAUUAACGUUUUGAGUUUUCCGAAAAUUUGCCCAAGCAUAUUUGGAAGCUAUAGAUAAAGGAAUAGAUGAAGAUUUAACCUGCACAAGCUUCUAUUCUCGCACACAUACAAUUUUAUAGUUUGUUUUCAGUUUUAGACCGAAGCUCAAUUUGAUUUUCCGCAAAUUCCUUUUCCGAACUUUCAGAUUUCGUUUCAGAAGAUUGACAAUUGUAGUUGUCCAAAUCUUUCAUUUUAUUUUGUUUAUUUGUUCUCCUGUGAUUUUUCCGUUGCUCUUUUCUAUAGAUAGAGUUAUUCGAAUAAAAUUCUCGUUUCAAACUCUCUGUAAAUCCAACUGUGGUCGCAAAAGCAAUGAGAAAGGGACCUUUUUUGAGGUAUGAACUUUCGAAGCAUCGGACGCGACCCCCGACAAUGGGAGUGCACAGACGGACGCGUCUGAAUGUCGUCGACAACUCGGCGCUCGGCAAGGAGGCCGACGCCGCCGGAAAACUCGCCUACUGUAUCCACGUCUACAAGCAGGGCCUCCGCUCACGUCACAUGCCGCAUGCGGUUUUGGGCGACAAGGUAUGUCAAAAUAUCAUAUGCCCCAGAAAAUGUCCCGCCGGAUUCAGAUUAUGACAGUUUUCUGCAACAUUUUGCGAAAUUCUCCUUAUAAUUUCAUGGCUUCUUGUCUGUAGAAGCUGUAGAAACUUUAAAAAUAAUUCUCCAACAAACUUCUUGAACCAAAAAAAAAAGAAAUUAUUUUUGAAGAUUCUUGUGGCGAUUCGUGGCCAAAUGCGCAAGGCCUAUGUUGUUGGCGCCAACACCCACGUGAACUACAGGAAACACGGCGUUCCGAACACAGACACCAACAAUAUCGUCCUUCUCGACGAAGAAGGUUUUCACAAACGUCCUCAGCCAUAUGACUUCCAGAACGUUCAGGAAAUCCUCUCGGCAACCGCGUCACGUCUCCCAUUCCCACCAGGCUCCUCGGCAAACGUGACAACGCCCAAUUCGCUAAAGUUCUCGCGCUUGCGAACAAGUUCAUCUAG